GAUCCAUGAGAUUUCCCCGCUCCAUGCUGCGCUCAUCUUUUACGAGAAGAGAUUUGCUGCGCAUCGCCGCGCUGCAGGGGAGGAUUCUCGCUCGCCGCGUUCCACGCACCUGCAUGAUUCAGCAGAUGAUGACCAGAGUGCUUGGAAACGGGUUGUGAUCGUAGAGGAUGAGGUGGAUUGCGGGGAGACAGUUGAAGAGCAUAAAGAGGCCAUCUUUGAUGCUGAGCCAGUGAGCCACACUGGGAGCACCAAGGACAGGUUCAUGCUCCUUGUCAAACGCACCGUGGAGAAGGCCAAUAAAGAAAACCGGGAAGGUGCAGCAAAGGCAAUGCCGUUGCACAAGCAUCGCGCAAACAUUCCUUCGCAAGGAGGUGGCUUCAAAGACUCUGCAGAAGGCUCAUUCUUUGCCGCCACAAGCAAAGGCAAGUCGUUUGUGAAGAAUCAGGGGGUGGAUCCGUAUAGGGUGCGUGUUGGAUGCAAGCGUUGCCAAGACAGUCCUGACCAAAAAGAUGCCGCUGCCAAAGGGAAACCAGUCUUCGAAUUCCAAGGGGGCAGUCACACCGGUGCAGAAGACUGUCCUCAAGAAGAAGAUGCCUGUAGAGUACCGAUGCCCCCUGCGUACCCACCUCCGCAAAGCACGGUUCGUGCGCCUUUGCAGAAGGGGGGCGCGUUGCUGCCACCUCCUCCCCCGCCACCGGCGGCGGCGGCGGUGCCAUUGCCACCUCCGAGGCCCGUAGCUAGGGCAAUUUGCUCGGCCACAGGGAUUUUGAAGAGCUAUUCUAUCCUUGCUGCAUGCGCCUGUGGUUGGUUUGCUGCCUGCACUUUUGUGACCGCGGCAGGCCUGACCCGUGUACGUCCUGAUCAAGCUGGCAGGGGCUUUUACUUUGACGAUCACUUUCGCAACCAUGAUGGCAGAUGGUUCGCGCAGGGGGCCUCAAGAGUUUGCCUGCCUUUCUUGGGCGGCUUUUACCUGGCCUUGGACGCUUUCGUGGACGCGGAAGCAAAGGAAAAUCCACGAAUCUCGAGGCCAUCAUUGGAUUUUUCGUUGCGCGCCUAUUCUCAGGCAUGGCUGAGUUGUGCCAAGCUUUGUUUCCGGAGUUUAGUUCUGUGGCCUGCAGUUUUCAAUGUCUUGAAAGCACGUUGGAAACAAUUGGAAAGCUUUGACUCGCGCAAGCAGCUGAAGACGGAGGACAUUGACAGCCAAGAAACGGAUCCAGGACCCACGUUGGUGCGCUUGCAAAAUGUCAAGGUUUCAGAAAAGCUGUGGAGAGGUUCCGCGGGUUCCGCGCUCAUAAUUGUGCCUGUGCGGGUUCUGCGCCGUGCCGCGCUCAUUUCUGCGUUGUCGCGGGUUCCGCGCUCAUUUGUGCUUGCCAUUGUGCAGCAGAGGAAGGUAUGGCACACCUUGCAUUUACUGCACAGAUCCCGAAUCAGCUUGCUGGCUAAUGAGAUGGUGGCCGAACAUAUCGGCUCAUUGCUCCGUUUCAUCGAAAAACGGCAUGGUGUUGGCCGGUCACCGUGCACUACUUCCCUGGUCGAAGCUGUGAAGCUUCGGUUUGUCCGCUUAACUGGAGGAAUGCAGUGCUGCGCCUUCUUGAAAGCUGCGCUGCAUCAGCAUUUUGCUGAGAAGCGGCUGCAUUUCUUUGUGACAAGCCGCGCGCGCAAAUGGAAGCAGAGCAGUGGGAUGAGGAUGGCAUGGGGCCACUGGCUCUAUCACCGACGCUUUGUCGUUUGCGAGAGGUGCCUCGUGGACGUGGUCGAUUUUUUUAAGACCUAA
Messenger RNA from Cladocopium goreaui, 1774 nucleotides. Lineage: Eukaryota; Dinophyceae; Suessiales; Symbiodiniaceae. The record is from the annotation of a GenBank genome assembly.